AUGAAGAAGCUUUAUAUUUUAUUCGAAUGUUCAGCUGGAUAUUUUCUUUUAAAGAUUGAAGAAUGGGAGCAAAUAGGAAGCAGUGAAGAACUUGAAAAGAAAAUAUUGAAGAGUGAUAUUUUUCAUCAAAUGGUAGAAUUCUGUGCAUUUAUUCCUUUUGAAACUGCUGAGAGAGCUUUAGAUAAUUUAUUAAAUAUAAAUGAAGGGAAGGCAACACCUUUUCUGUUAUCUUUUUUAGAACAGAAUUUGCCAAAUAAUAAGAAUAAAUAUGAAUUAGGUGUUGCAGAUAUAAAUUUAGGAAAGAAUUUAUCUAAUGUUGGUUUUAAUAUAAUUCAUAAUAAUAAUGUUUUGGAAUUAUUUCGUGCAUGCAGACAAUAUUAUUUAAAGAAAAUAUCAACAUAUGUAAAUAAUAUUGAUAUAGAUAUUAAACAUUUUAAUAUAGGUUUAGGUCAUAGUUAUUCAAGAUCUAAAUUAAAAUUAGAUCCAAGAAAACAAGAUAAGUCAAUUAUUAAUAGUAUAGGAACUAUUGAAUCAUUAGAUAAAAAUAUUAAUUUAUUUAGUAUGAGAGUUAUAGAAUGGUAUAGUUGGCAUUUUCCAGAAUUAAAAAAAAUUGUAACAGAUGUAUGUAUGUAUUGUAAAUUAGUUAAUUUAAUUCAAAUAAAAGAAAAAUUUGAUUUUGAUGAAUAUGAAAAUAAAAUAAAUGAUAUAACUCAAAAUGAAGAUUUGACAAAAAAUAUCUGUAAAGUAGCUAAUCUUUCUAUAGGACAAGAAUUAACUGAAGAAGAUUUAACUAAUAUUCUUAACUUUUCAAAUGAAGUUAUUAAUUUAUCUAAUACCAGAAAUAUUUUAUGGAAUUAUCUAGAUAAUAAACUUAAUAUUGUAUCACCAAAUCUUAAAGAAUUAUUAGGAAAUACAUUAAGUGCUCGUUUAAUUAGUCAUGCUGGUUCUUUAGUAAAUCUAGCUAAAUGUCCAUCUAGUAGUAUACAAAUAUUUGGAUCAGAAAAAGCAUUAUUUAAUUCUUUAAAAGGAAAUAAAAAAACACCAAAAUAUGGAAUCUUAUAUAACUCAUCAUAUAUCUCUAAAACACCACUGCCACUUAAAGGACGAAUGUCAAGAUAUUUAUCUUGUAAAAGUGCUAUGGCAGCAAGAAUCGAUUCAUUUUCUGAUUAUCCUACUAACUCAUAUGGACUUAUUUUUAAAAAACAAUUAGAACAUAAAAUUCAACACAUGGUCAAGGGUGUUAAACUCUCGAAAAAUAUCGAUUACAUCAAUGAGGCAGAGAAAAUAUAUCGAAAUGAAUUGUCCUCCUUUCAUAAAGACGGAAAAUUAGACAAGGAGUUAAAAAAGGAAGACAAAAAAAAGAAAAAGAAAAAAAAAAAAAAUAAACGAAAACAUGAUGAAGACCAGCCCAGUGGACACAGUCAACAAGAUGAACAAGGUGAAAAGGAUGAGGGGGAAAAAAAAAAGAAAAGAAAAAAGGACAAAAAAAAGAAAAAAAAAGAUAAAAAAAGGGAAAAUAAUGAAGCACAAAAUGAAGAUGAUACAAAUGCUAACAGUCAAAUGGAUGAAGAUUUAAACGGGGAUGUUAAUGAAGAUUUAAAUGAUGAUGUAGAUGGAAUGACAGAGCAUAUAGAAGUGCAAGACGAGGAUGAACAUGAAAGGGAUGUAGAUCAAGAACAAGAAGAAGAACAAGAAGAAGAACAAGAAGAAGAACAAGAAGAAGAUCAAGAAGAAGAAGAACAAGAAGAAGAACAAGAGAAAGAGAAAGAACACGACUCGGAUGAAAAUGAGGAGGACUCAGAUCAUGAAGAAGAUUCGGAUGAAGAUGAAGAGGAUGAUUAA
Plasmodium adleri (nom. inval.) is the source of this 1842-nucleotide messenger RNA. Its product is annotated as box C/D snoRNP rRNA 2'-O-methylation factor, putative. Gene Ontology annotation, cellular component: box C/D methylation guide snoRNP complex; small-subunit processome. The record is from RefSeq and is a predicted model, not a curated record. The transcript has a single exon. Gene Ontology annotation, molecular function: snoRNA binding. The coding region runs from base 1 to 1842 and encodes 613 amino acids. NCBI's taxonomy places the organism in Eukaryota, Apicomplexa, Aconoidasida, Haemosporida, Plasmodiidae.